AUGGAUGAUUUCGAAAACGACUCUGAAGGUGACCAGUUGAUUACAAACCUAGAAUUUGACGAAGAAACAGGUCUCCUGCUUUCUCCUCAGACUCAACCCACAACGUCUUGUCAAGUGCCUUCGUUUGAGUCAUUGACAAGGACGGAAUUUCCCGGUUUCCCCUAUACCACACUUUAUCCACAACAGAAUGACUUAAUGCGCUUUCUCCAUGCGUCCCUUAAUUCCUCCAAAUGUAGCAUCAUUGAGAGUCCUACUGGAACGGGUAAGUCGAUCAGCCUACUCACCGGCUCUCUGCAUUGGCUCCUUGACCACAACAGGGCUAUCAAUGCUCAUCUCGCCAAACUCCGUGACUUCCUGCAGAAAGAGAGCAGUCGGCCUGUUAAGGAGAGUGACUGGGUAGCGGCACAAAUUCGUAGGCGGACUCUACGAAUCCGGGUGGUUAAGGAGAUAGAGUCUUUGGAAGCCACCCAGAAGGCGUCCUUAGAGGCCUCCGAACUCAUAAAACGUGCUGAAGGGGUCAGAUCAACACUUAAAUCAUCGGAUUUUACCCAAUUUCUCGAUGCUGUCAUUCACGAUAACUGCUCUUCCUCUUUUGAAGCAUUAGAUGAAUGGCAGGGACUGGGGGACAACUUGUUCCUACCGGUUGUAGACACCGACUGCAGCCAAACCAAUGCUGACUCUGUAGUUGCUCCAAAAAAUACAGCAUACAGCAUAGUUCAGGUGGUAUAUUGUAGUCGAACACACUCGCAAUUAGCCCAGGUUGUUGAGGAGUUUAAAAAAUUGAAGGGUCUUUCGGAUCAAGUCACCAUGGUGACCCUGGCCUCACGUCAACACCUCUGCGUGAAUAAGGCUGUGUAUGGAUUGCAAAAUCAGACCCUCAUCAAAGAGGCCUGUCUGGACCUUGCAGUAAAGGGUUCGGGCUGUAAAUUCCGAUGCAGGAACGAAGUCGGUGCGCUCUCUGACUACCUUGUGGGUGGUCGCAUCUCAGCCAUCGAGGCUGCAUCGAGGAUUCGUGGAUCUUUGGACCAGGUUAACAUUGAGGAGCUGCCUGUCUCCGCCUGUCCCUACUACGCCAACAAGCGUGGCUUGCCCCUUGCCCAAUUGGUAUUGGCACCUUACCAGUCGGUAGUUGUGCCAAGUCUGCGGGAGGCUAUGGGUCUCUGUCUACGCAACAGUGUGCUCAUUUUUGAUGAGGCGCAUAAUCUGCUUGAGGCUUUGGCUGCCGCCUUCUCUUCCACUGUCUCACAUGCUGAUCUACUCGCCACUGAGCAUCUCAUUUUCGGCUUUUUGAGUCAUUACCAGUCUCGGCUCUCGGCUUUUUCUGCCCUCCGACUACGGCAGAUCAUGCUGGUCGCCAGGUCCCUCGUCAACCUCCUCGAAGGCAAAACAACUCGAAGCAGUGGUUUGCGUGGUCAUUGUGAACAGGGAUUGGAAGCCGAAAAUUGCAAGUCUACUGGUGAGAUGGUCUACAAAUUGGGCGACUUCCUUUUUGCUGCAGGACUGGAUCAUAUCAAUCUCAGCUACCUCGUGCACUAUCUGCGAAGCGAUAGGUGUGUGAACAAAAUCGUUGGAUUUGGGAAGUGGCUCGCUGGGAAAAAGUACAACAGAGGUGAAAAAGUGGAAACGGAUUUUAAUGGUACAAAAUUAGUGGGAACCCGACUUAGUCUCUCCACAUGUCUGAGGCAAAUGAAGCGUCCUCCAAAUCGUUCUGACUGCAGUGAGAUUAGGGCUAUCUUUUCAUCUUCAAAUGUCACUAGAUCAGUUGCAACCACAUCGGGUUCACCGGUAGCAUCGAAAAGUUCGAAAGACCUGCAGUCAGAGGGAGCGAGUCUCUUUGCGGUACUGGGCCUCCUCGAGGCGAUAGUAAACAGCGAUUGUGCGGGUAACGACGAUGGACGCCUAAUCGUCACCAUUCGGGAGACGGAACGCUGCAUUCGCUUUGUUAUCCUCAAUCCUGGCAGAUACCUGCAUGAUGCAGUUAAAGAGGCACGCAGCGUAAUUCUGGUCGGUGGAACAAUGAAGCCAUUUGAUGAAUUUAUUGAUCAAGUAUUUCUUCCAGCCGGAAAAGUUGCGACUGAUGUUACACUCUUCUCUUGUGAUCACGUUAUUGACGCAAAACAUCAACUCGCCAUUUACACCCCUUCUGUGUCGUUCAACAACGUUGUGUGGGAUUUUACAUUUAAGAAUCGACAUGAUCCUCGACUAAUUGAUGAAUGUGGUGAAUUUGUGAUCGAAAUAUGUACAAUGAUUCCGGGCGGUGUUGCGGUGUUUUUCCAAUCUUUUGACUACCUCUCUGUGGUAUGGAACCGGUGGAAGGAAACGGGUCUUCUCGGGCGCCUUCAGUCCACGAAAGCAUUGUUUAAGGAGCCACGAGCCGCAGUGGCCCUGGUCAAGGUAAUGCAAGCCUAUACGACCGCGGUCACUGCGCCAAACAAACAAGGCGCCUGCAUUGCUUGUGUGAUUGGAGGUAAACUCUCUGAGGGCAUCAAUUUCAACGACGACCUCGCGCGCGGUGUCAUCAUUGUCGGCCUCCCCUAUCCCAACAUCUACUCUGCAUUUGUGCGUUUUCCUUCGGUUCAUCUUCUGGCAGCCAAUAUGCGUGAGAAACUCAGCUUUUUGGAGAGACGUUUUGGCGGGCACGAGAGUGGUCGCCGCUUCUGUGAGGCAGUAUGUAUGCGGGCAGUGAACCAAGCCAUCGGAAGAGCUAUUCGCCAUGCACGCGACUAUGCAGUGGUCUUCCUGAUGGAUCGACGUUUUGUGACCAACCGACGCUUACGGCCUCUGCUGCCCUCGUGGGCCCAAGAUGCUCUCUUGUUGGACAGCCCUACCUUCUCUCCCCUUCAACAUGACCUCCUUCGAAGUCAGCUUCAUGAGUUUUUCUGUCGCAACAGCACAAAUCCACAGUGA
Messenger RNA from Hydatigera taeniaeformis, 2907 nucleotides. Lineage: Eukaryota; Metazoa; Platyhelminthes; Cestoda; Cyclophyllidea; Taeniidae. The record is from the annotation of a GenBank genome assembly.